Messenger RNA from Striga hermonthica, 1425 nucleotides. Lineage: Eukaryota; Viridiplantae; Streptophyta; Magnoliopsida; Lamiales; Orobanchaceae. The record is from the annotation of a GenBank genome assembly.
AUGGAGAUGGAUCAGGGAAAGCUCUUUAUUGGUGGUAUUUCUUGGGACACAAAUGAGGAUCGCCUCAAAGAAUAUUUCGGGGCAUAUGGUGAAGUAGUUGAAGCAGUGAUCAUGCGGGACCGGACCACUGGCCGUGCUCGUGGCUUUGGCUUUGUUGUCUUUGCCAAUCCUACUGAUGCAGAGCGAGUGGUCAAGGAGAAGCACAUGAUCGACGGUAGAACUGUGGAAGCAAAGAAGGCUGUCCCUAGGGAUGACCACCACCUGAUCAACAGAAACAGCGGCAGCACUCAAGGAUCUCCAGGGCCCGGCCGGACCAAAAAGAUAUUUGUGGGUGGACUAGCGUCCACGGUGACUGAGGCUGACUUCAAGGGCUACUUUGACCAGUUUGGUAUCAUAACAGACGUCGUGGUCAUGUAUGACCACAACACCCAGCGUCCGAGAGGGUUCGGUUUCAUCACUUAUGACUCGGAGGAUGCUGUUGACAACGUCCUCCACAAGACCUUCCAUGAGCUCAACGGGAAAACGGUCGAGGUGAAGCGUGCUGUCCCCAAGGAACUUUCCCCAGUCCCCACGCGGAGCCCGCUCACCGGCUAUAACUACGGCUUCGGCCGUGCAGGCGCCUUCCUCGGCAACUACUCUCAUGGAUACAAUAUGGGCUCGAUUGGGGGUUAUGGUGUUAGAAUGGACGGAAGGUAUAGUCCGUUGGCUAGUCGGACUAAUUUCUCACAUUUCAGUUCUCCCGUGAAUGUCGAGCAGGGCCUGGGCGGGAGCUUUGGGGGUGGGUCUGGAUUUAGCGGAAACCUAAGUUACAGCCGUGUCCUGAGCCCCUAUUACGGGAGCAACCAGGGAAGGUACAACACGCCCAUAGGGUACAAUACAAGUGGCAGCCGUGGGGACUCUUUUCUCAGCUCACCUUCCAGAAACGUGUGGGGAAAUGGUGGCAGUGGGAUUAAUAGUGGCUCGGGGAACAGUGUGGGGUCUGCAUCGUACUUUGGUUCAGUAAGCAGUGGGUUUGGAGUGUUUGGAAGUAAUGGGACCAAUUGGGGGACUUCCCCUAUUGCGCCCUCUGUAGGAGGCGGCUCGUCUGGGUACGGUGGGGGCAGUUUUGGGAACAGAGGGGGAGAGAACAGCUAUGGCCAGCUGGGAAUGGGAGGGUUCCAGAGGAAUACUGCGCCCGGUCGGGCGUCUUCAUUUGCUGGGUCGAGUGGGGUUUAUGAGGGGUCAUAUGGGGACUUUUACCGGAGUGGAUCUGUGUAUGGGGACACCACAUGGCAGAACACGUCUGCCGAGCUUGAUAAUUCUGGCUCGUUUCGUUAUGGUCUUGUCGGGGGCUCGGAGGAUGUUGGUGGGAAAGACUCUGACGAUUUUGUGGUGGGCUAUGAUAUUGCGAAUAGGCAAUCUAGUAGAGGUAAUCCUUUGAGCUGA